AUGUAUAAUAUAAAUAUACAAAUCUUUUUUUUUUCUUUAACACUCUGGCACCCUGUCCAUUAUUACACAGCACCCGGUUUAAGUUGGGAUGCAAUGUUAAAAUAUACAAAAAUAGAAUUAGAACUUUUAACAGAUUAUGAGAAAAUUGCAUUUAUUAGAUCAGGUAUCAGAGGUGGUGUAUCUCAAUGUAGUAAUCGUUAUGCUAGAGCUAAUAACAAAUACAUGGAGGAUUAUGAUACAGGGAAACCAAAUUCAUAUAUCACAUAUUUUGAUGCCAACAAUUUAUAUGGUUGGGCUAUGUCUCAAUAUCUUCCUACUGGUGGAUUCGAAUGGGUAAAUCCAAAUACAGAAUUUAAUGUGUCUAAGACAUCAGACUUCGGUUUUAUUUUAGAAGUUGAUUUGGAAUAUCCAGAUGAACUUCAUUAUUUACAUUCGGACUUUCCUUUAUGUCCAGAAAACAUUUGUGUAGGCAAUAUUAAUGAGAAUAAACUAGUCCCAAAUUUAAAUAAUAAAGAUAAAUAUGUAAUUCAUUACAGAAAUUUAAAGCAGUGCAUAGAAAUGGGGGUUAAAUUAACUAAAAUUCAUAGAGUUUUAAAAUUUAAACAGUCUCCCUGGUUGAAGAUGUACAUAGAUCUAAACACAAAAUUAAGAACUUUAGCAAAAUCAGAUUUCGAAAAAGAUUUUUAUAAAUUAAUGAAUAAUUCAGUCUUCGGUAAGACUAUGGAGAAUAUUGAAAAAAGGGUUAACAUAAAAUUAGUUACGCACUGGGAGAACCAGGGUAAAGCUUUAGGUGCUCAAGAUCUAAUCGCUAAACCACAAUUUCAUAGCCUUUCAAUAUUUUCGGAAAACCUAGUUGCGGUUCAGUUGCAAAAAACGAAGUUAAUAUAUAACAAACCAAUUUAUUUAGGGUUUUGCAUUUUAGAUAUUUCAAAAACAUUAAUGUAUGAUUUUCAUUAUAACUAUAUGAUUAAAAAGUUUAGUAAAAUCAAAUUAUUGUAUACAGAUACGGAUAGUUUAAUAUAUCAUAUAUUUACAAAUGAUUUUUACACUGAUAUAAAACCUGACCUUUCAUCAUACUUUGAUACCUCAGAUUAUGAUACAAAUAAUAUUUUUGAAUAUCCAAAAUUAAAUAAAAAGAAAUUAGGUUUUUUUAAAGAUGAAAAUAAUGGUAAAAUCAUGAAAGAAUUUGUGGGUUUACGAUCCAAAAUGUACGCUUUUAACUUAGAGAAUAAGACUAUAGCCAAGUCAAAAGGGGUAAAUAAAUGUAUCACUAAAAAGAUGACAAUGAAUAGUUAUAAGUCUUCUCUAUUUAAUAAAAAAGUGCAAUAUUAUAGUAUGCUUAGAUUUAAAUCAAUUAAACACACAAUUUUCACACAAAAAUUAAAUAAGAUAGGUUUAUCAUAUAAUGACACAAAGAGACAUAUUUUAGAUAAUAAUAUUGAAACAUUAGCUUGGGGUCAUUAUAAACUGCGUUAA
This is a messenger RNA of Parnassius mnemosyne (clouded apollo), 1476 nucleotides long. The record is from the annotation of a GenBank genome assembly. NCBI's taxonomy places the organism in Eukaryota, Metazoa, Arthropoda, Insecta, Lepidoptera, Papilionidae.